UAUUUAUGGCUCUAAGAAGCAUACUUCCUACACAUCUAUAUCUCCCAUAGCACACUUACACCAAAGAAACAAUGGGUAGAGAAGGAGAACUCACCCAAGUUACUAUUCUCUUCUUCUUUCUUUUGUUAUCAGUCUCUUCUUUAAAGGUUUCUUUUGCUUCUACAGCUGAUACUGUACGCAAGCAAAAUUACUCGUCAAUCGAGCUUAAUCCCUUUUCUCCGAGAGCAUCUCUGAUUCGUUAUUGGAAUAAACACAUCUCUAACAACCUCCCUAAACCACCAUUUCUCCUUUCCAAAGCUUCUCCACUCAGUGCUGUAGACUCUGCUUUUCUCUCCAAACUCGCCGCCCAGAACUUGCUUUCUUCACAUCUCGACUACUUUUGUUCCUUGGCUAAUUUGUUCUGCUCCUUUGACUCAAAAUCAAGUUUAGGCAGGCGUGAUGAAGAUGCCAACUUUGCACAUUAUUCCAACAAGCGUUUUUCAAACUAUGGCAGGUCGAAACUCGGAGGAGUCGACUCAUUCACGAACUACUCUAAUGGAUUGAACUCUGCUGCUGACUCAUUUCUUCGGUACAGCCGUGAAGGUACGGGCCAUAGUGAAACAUUCACAAACUAUGCUACCGAUGGAAAUGUGGCCAAUGCAACCUUUGGCAACUACGGCGCUGGUGCCACCGGCGGAUCCGGUGUUUUCAAGAACUAUAACGACCGAGUCAAUGUGCCUGGCCUCCGAUUCACAACUUAUGACUCGGAUGGCAAUAACCAUAAGCUCUCAUUUACAACUUACGGCGAUGAUACAAACUCUGGUUCUCAAGCAUUUACUAGUUAUGGCAAGAAAGGAAAUGGUGUCCCAGCUGAGUUCACAACUUAUAGUGGAGAUUCAAACAUUAUUGAUUCUACAUUCACUGGUUAUGGUGAAUUAGGCAAUGCGGCCAAUGAUUCCUUCACAGGUUAUGGCCUUUCUGGUAACAACCCACAUAACAAUUUCAAGAGUUAUGCUACUGGUGCAAACUCUGCCAUUGAUAGCUUCUCCAGCUACAGGAAUGGAGCCAAUGUUGGUCAUGAUUCAUUUCAAUCUUACGCCAGAAAUACAAAUGCAGGGAAAGUCAGUUUCACUAAUUAUGGGAAAACAUUCAAUCCUGGCAACGACACAUUUACAGAAUAUGGCAAAGGAUCCAAGGGUUUGACCACCAUUGGCUUCAAAACUUAUGGUCCUGACAGAUCGUUCAAGGAUUAUAUCGAAAAGGGCGUUUCUUUCACUGGUUAUACCAACACAAGUAGUAGCAGUAGUGGCAAUUUUGUAAGUCGCAGAUGGGUGGAGCCUGGCAAGUUUUUCAGGGAAUCAAUGUUGAAGCAAGGAAAUGUGAUGGCAAUGCCGGACAUUAGAGACAAAAUGCCCCCAAGAUCAUUUUUACCCAGACCAAUUCUGUCAAAAUUGCCAUUCUCAUCCCAUCAGCUCUCAGAGCUGAAGGAAAUUUUCCAUGCGCCAGAGAACUCAACAAUGGAGAGUGUGCUUGUGAACGCACUGGCUGAGUGCGAGAGAGCACCGAGCCGGGGCGAGACCAAGCGGUGUGUUGGGUCAAUGGAGGACAUGGUAGACUUCGCUGUCUCGGUCUUGGGGCGCAACGUGGUGGUAAGGACCACAGAAAAUGUUAAUGGGUCAAAGAAAAAUGUGAUGAUGGGAUGGAUCAAAGGGAUCAACGGUGGGGAAGUGACGAAAUCAGUGUCUUGUCACCAAAGCCUUUACCCGUACUUGCUGUAUUAUUGCCAUUCAGUGCCCAAAGUGAGGGUUUAUGAGGCAGAAAUUUUGGAUGCUGAGAGCAAAACCAAAAUCAAUGUUGGAGUUGCAAUUUGUCAUCUUGAUACUUCAGCAUGGAGUCCAGAACACGGUGCAUUUGUGGCACUAGGUUCAAGCCCUGGGCAAAUUGAGGUCUGCCAUUGGAUCUUUGAAAAUGACAUGACUUGGACCAUUGCUGAUUGAGGAGUCGUUGCCUGGGUUUCAUUUGUGAAUUUUUAUUUUUGAGCUUUGUCCUCCUUUUUUUCUUUUCUUUCAAUUUGAAUUGUUUUAAUUAAUUUUGUAUUUCCAAUUUAUCUUUCACUUUCUCUAG
This is a messenger RNA of Manihot esculenta (cassava), 2103 nucleotides long. RefSeq names its product polygalacturonase 1 beta-like protein 3. The record is from RefSeq and is a predicted model, not a curated record. The transcript is spliced from 2 exons. Bases 72 to 1976 code for a protein of 634 amino acids. NCBI's taxonomy places the organism in Eukaryota, Viridiplantae, Streptophyta, Magnoliopsida, Malpighiales, Euphorbiaceae.